CCCUUUGUCAUCUCUCACUCUAGCUCCACAUCAAGUGCCUACUGCAGCAUAUCAGGACUUUAUUGUGCAGCGGUUUAAAAAACAGGUCGAUUUGUGCUUCGCCUAUUAAAGCGACUUGACUUAAACGGCACUUUUGACCGAAAUCUAGGCGUUUGAGAUACAGACUCCGUGCGUAAAAGCUCCGAGAACAUUGUGUCCUCCGUGGGGCAAAAUGACAGCGAAGCACCGUAAAGGGAAGAACAACCACAAACAUGAAGACAACUUUUUCAAGAACGAUGUUAUGGAGUCUGAAGUCCGCGCUGCAGGGAACAAUUAUACUCUCGCCUUGGUUUUGGUCCUAGUUGUUGUACUUGGAGGCGCAAUAGGUGCGUGGUUCUGUUUCCAACAGCACCAAACUUUAACCUACUUGACUGACAAUAUCAUGGGAAUACAGAUGAAAAUAGCUAAACUACAAUCCUCUCACGAAGAGCUCAGACAGUCAAGUGGAAAGCACAUUUCAGAUGGCCUGGUGUCCCGCUUGAAUUCACUUGAAGAGUCCUAUUCUCUGGCUCAGAAACAAGUGGGCAUGGCGCUGGCCACUGCGGAACAGCUUAAAACCUCAGAUUUACCUGCUCAGGUGUUGUCACUGCACACUGAGAUGAAAACAAGAUUGGCUGAAAUGCAACAAGCCACAGUGUCCAUGGAGCAGCUGGACCACAUCCAGAGUCUGGUGCAGGGGAAGAGCGAGGAGUUUGAGGGGGUCAGGCUGAAGCUGGAGGCCCUGGCGGCACUCAGCGAUGGUUUAUCUCUCAAAGUGGAAGCACUAGAGAGUGACCUAGGAGCAGCCGAAUCCAAACUCACCGAGCAGGUUGCUACUUUGAGUGCUAGUCUCAAUGGACAGGCUGCUGAAGUGCUGAGUCUAAGGGAGCAGCUGGAGGAAGCCAGUGUGAGAGCUGAGGCUGAAACUGAACAGGCCCCAGAAGCAACAGAAACCACAGUGGAAGAACAACUGGAGCCAGUAUUGGAGGAUAGAGCUGCUGAGGUUUUGGAACAAGCAGACACACCACAAGAAGAGACAACUGAAGAAGAAACAACAGAAGGAGAGGAACUUCCACUGACAGAUGAAGUGACCUCUGCCGAACCUACUGAGGAGGAGAUGAUAGAUGAUACUGAGGAGGAGCCAGCUGCACCAGAAGAGCCCUCCGUGGAGACAGAGGCUGAGGAAGCCCCAGAAGAACCUACCCCUGAAGUGGAGGAGAUAAUCGAGAGUGAGCCUGUGCAGGAAGAGACCACAGAAAACCAGGAGGAUGUUAAAACAGAGGAAACAAAUACUGGAGAUGCUUUACCUGAGGUUGAGGAGGCACCAGCAGAAGUAGAAGCAGAGGAAAUUGAUGAAGGCACUGGUGUAGAGGAUGCACAAGAAGUAGAAGAAAGACAAGAGGAUGUCCCAAAAGAAGAUGAAGAACUUUCAGGACAGGCAACAGAACCUGAGCCAGAGGAGCAGUUAGAAACCAAAGAAAUAACAGAGGAAGAGACAGUGGAGGCUAAAGAAGCAGUAGAAGAAGAACCAGCGCCAGAGGACUCACCAGCAGAGGACACUAAUACUGUAGAUGACACAAGCAUAGCAGAAGAGGAGGCAGCGUCAGAAGCAGAGCCAGACGUAGCAGAGAUUCCUGAAGAACAAGAGGAGCAGGUGGAGGUAGAGACUGAUGACCAGGUUGAACAGGUUGAGCCAGAGCCACGGGAGGAGGUUCAAGAUGCUCUAGAGGACAAAUAGUGCAUCCCACAGGCAUGGACUUUUGAAAUGGACUUGUCCACAAAGUUAAAGGGAAUUUUUUCUGAGUGUCAGACACACACCAACAGAGAAAUAAGGAAGCAUUGUCUUUGAAUAGGUUUUUAUUGCAGUAUCAAUAAUGUGGUUGCUUUGAAAAAGGCACGUUUGGUCAGAAGUCUGUCUACCUCAAAGAUGUGUCUUUUUUUAUUAGUAAUUUGAAGGUCUUGCUGCUAAAACAACCACAGAAGCCUUAAUCUACAACAGUUUCCACUCGCCAACACUAGCACUUGUUGUCAAGGUUAGAGCUCAUGCAGUUACUGUAUAGGAUAUGGUUACAAUGGAUUGUUAAUGCACUUAAAGCCAUAAAGAAAACCUGUUUGUCUACAUUAAAACAGUUGCUUAUUGCCACUGUGGAAUGUAUCACAUUCUAAGAUUGUAAAAAAAAACUGAGAGAUCCAUUUGCUGAUUACAUAGGCAGUCAUGCUGCCACUGACAGCUAACAGGAGUAUGUUAAGGUUUUGGGAAGGUUUUAGUGGGUAGCUUUUUGUACUUUUUAAUUUUCCAAUUAAUUAAUUACCAACUGAGAAAACUGGAAGAGCAUAUACUUCUUAUUUUGCACUUACACUGGUUACUGUUAAAGCUGUGUGCGUGAUGUCAAAGAUUAAAAACUGACUUGUGUGUUGUCAAAUUAUACUGGUUAAAGGAUCCCUAAAUUUAGUGAUGAAAUUAGAGCAAUUAAAUUAUGAUAUAAGGGGUCUGCAUCAGUGACAACAAUGAUAUCAGUUUAUUUUCACAGCACAAGCUGCAAAACAACAGUCUGUCUUUUUCAGCAAAGUUGGUCACCAGGAGAACUGUUUCAACAAAGUCCUUUUUGUCAAUCUCACAUGUCUGUCGCAUCCUUUAAAUAAACUCCAGUUUUUGA
Boleophthalmus pectinirostris (great blue-spotted mudskipper) is the source of this 2675-nucleotide messenger RNA. RefSeq lists its product as uncharacterized. NCBI's taxonomy places the organism in Eukaryota, Metazoa, Chordata, Actinopteri, Gobiiformes, Gobiidae. The record is from RefSeq and is a predicted model, not a curated record. The transcript is spliced from 5 exons. Bases 212 to 1756 code for a protein of 514 amino acids.